Paramacrobiotus metropolitanus is the source of this 2306-nucleotide messenger RNA. RefSeq names its product CXXC-type zinc finger protein 1-like. Gene Ontology annotation, biological process: positive regulation of DNA-templated transcription. NCBI's taxonomy places the organism in Eukaryota, Metazoa, Tardigrada, Eutardigrada, Parachela, Macrobiotidae. Gene Ontology annotation, cellular component: Set1C/COMPASS complex. The record is from RefSeq and is a predicted model, not a curated record. The transcript is spliced from 8 exons. The coding region runs from base 206 to 2032 and encodes 608 amino acids.
UGCAGUGCACGUUGUUUACCAGUUUCCAGUUUUAUCGACUUUUUCACUGACAGUCUCCCCGUUUUCUGACGUUUCCCAGUUCCUGAUCUUUCUUACUCCUUGUUGUAAACGUUGAGGAGUGCAAGUGUUCCCAGUGCAAACGGCACGGGAAUCCCGUCGGGUGAUUGUUUUUACGGAGAAUCCACGAACUGAUCAGUACUGCAGUAUGGCGACGGUGCUGUACUGUGUGUGCCGUAGUGCUGCGUCGGAUCGCUUCAUGAUACAGUGCGACAAGUGCGAGGAAUGGUUCCACGGGGAUUGUGUGCGCGUCACGCAGACGGAGGGGAAUCGCAUCAACAACUACUUCUGCGCCACCUGCCAGGAAAAAGACCCCUCCCUGAAGAUCACCUACAAAGCGACGAAGAAGCGCAGCUCGGAGAAGAAACCGCGCAAAUCCUCCUCCAAGAAGGAGCCCAAGCGCACGGCCGCCUCGCCCCCCGCCGACGCCGCCGCGCCGCGCCCCGCCCCCGAGGCCGGGCAGCCGGGGGCGGCGGGCGGACCGGGGAACGGGCCGGCCAGCACCUCCGUCUCCGCGUCGGACGCCGAGGACGACGGGGACUGGGAAGCGGCCGGGGCGGGGCCCCCCGCCGGCGCCCCGCGGAAGGGCCGCGCCUCCGUGGAGCACAACGGCGCCGUCGCGGUGCGCCGUCCCGCCAAGGCCCGCAGCAAGACGCCCAAGGGGAAGGGCAGUCCCGCCGGCAGUCCCGCCAAACCCGCCGGGGGGAGGAAGACGCCGGCCAAGGCGGCCGCCAUCGCCCGGCAGUCCUUUGAGAAUACCAAGCAGUCGCGGAAUUUGGCGGAAGUGGAGAACGCCCUGGCGCACGGGAUCCCGCCGCCGCUGCCGGUGCCGCCCGAGGUGGGCGCCAUCGAGCAGGCCGCCUUCGCCGGACCGGACCACCCCAACUGCAAGAAGAAGGGCGCCGGGAAGAAGGCCAAGGCCCCCGUGAAGGCCGUCACGCCGCCGCAGGCCGCCGUGGUGGCGGGCGCGGCGGCGGGGGCGGGGCAUGCCGAGGAGGAGGAGGGACGGGAGUUUGCCGGGUUCGACCGGAAGAACAUGAAGCAGUGUCUCGGACCCAAGUGCUGCUUUGCCGCCGCGCCCAACUCCAAGUACUGCUCCGAGGAGUGCGGACGAUCGCUGGCCGCCAAGCGUCUGAUGACGAUCAUGCCGCAGCGUCUGGAGCAGUUCGGUCAGCACACGUACGCAGCCACCCUGCUGAACCAGAAGGACAUGGACGGGAUCCGCAAGAAGCUGGCCGACUGCAAGGUGAUGCUGGAGAAGCUGCAGGCGCGCAAGGCCCACCUGGAGGCUGACAUGCGAUUAGGGAAGCGCACCCCGCCCGCCGCCGACCAGGAGGCCGAGGAGGACGCCGUCAAGGACACGCAGGACACCUCCCUCAUCUGCAUCACCUGCGGCCGUCUCGUCUCCAUCCGCACCGCCCUCAAGCACUUUGAGGGCUGCUCCAACAAGUUGGAGAACCAGACGUCGUACGGGUCGGCCUUCAUCACGGCCACCUCGUCCAACAUCUUCUGCGACACCCUGAACCCCAAGACGAUGACGUACUGCAAACGGCUGAAGGUCAUCUGUCCGGAGCACUACAAGGAGGCCGUGGACGAGCACGAGGUGUGCGGCUUCCCGCUGACCGCCGGCGACGAGGAGGCCGGCGGGGAGCGCCGUUUCUGCUCGCUCUUCAAGAAGAACUGCCCCAAGCAUCCCUCCUGGGAGCGCAUCAAGCAGGCCGAGAUCGAUCUGGAGACGCUGCGCACGUGGAUAAAAAUGGACGAGCUGGUGGAGCAGGAGCGCAUGAUCAUGGUGGCCAUUCAGUCGCGCGGCGGCAUCUUCCACUGCAUGAGCAACUACACCCUGCCCGUCCGCCCGCCGCACCCCGCCCCCGCCGCCGCCCCCCUGCCCCUGGAGCGGGGGGAGGGGCCGCGCGAGCGCAAGGCCUCCCGGGGCCACAAGAGUCCCGCCAAGGCCCUCAAGGCCGCCCCCUGAAGGCGGGCGACGGGCAGCGACAGUAUUGGGCCGUUUCCUCGUUCGUGUGGUGCUAAGCGGGUGUAUAAGUGUGUACCGUUUCAUCUUCGCUUUAUUUACUCGGGUUUGCUUGCUGUGCAAGUGAUGGUUGAGUUCUUUUUUAUUUCUGUGCCACCCACUGGCUAAACAUUUUGCUGCGGUGUAUGGGGGUAUUUUUUGACAUGAACUUUUUAUCUUCUCUUAUCGCUGUAUUACUGUACUGUAUCUGACCAUAAACGGGAAAAAAAUAAACGGG